AACCAUUUCUCGAACCUCAUUGCACUCUUCUCGUAAAAAGCAUUAUUAUGCGUAAUACAUAUAUAUAUAUGCAUACAGUGUAUGAACUUACAAUUAUACAUACACAUAUGCGAGAGCAUGCGCAUAUUUGUGUUAACGUGGGAUUUUUUUGAUAUCAAAUAAGAUAUUGAAGAAUCUAAUAAUUGUCAAGGAAGCAAUAAUUAGGGACUCUGCUUUAAACCAUUGUUUUGAAAGUGUGUAAUGGGUGAUCUUUCUAUUCGUGGAUCAACUAUGCAAAAUUUUGACGAUCUUGAUAUAGAAGGGCGCAAUCCUUCUCAUCUUUCAGAAGAAGACAAGGAAAAGGAAGAACAUGACCGAAAACGUUUAAUGCGAAGCAGUGUAACUGCUGAAGAUGGCACACUCAGACCUGUGUAUUCCAAAACAGAUGAUGGUGACAUAUGGUGCCACAUUUGUAACAUUGCUCUGUUUGGAGCACAUAAGUUGAUAAGUCAUAAUUCAUGUAACCGUCAUAAAAUUAAGUUGGACGAAUGGCCAUAUCCGGUGUUAUUAUGGUCAAAACGUUCUGAUAUCGCGAAAGCAACUGCUCCUGUACAGUCAACUACUAUUACGGAUACUUUAGCUCCUGGUGAACCAGUACCGCCAGGAAUGGAAGAUCAAUUAACAAGAACGACAACGAUUCAAGUGAGUUUAGAUCGUCACAGAAGUUCACCGCUUGUUGGUCUUGAAUAUUUACUUGAACUUGUGGACAAUGAUUCCUGCGAACCCAGUUAUACAUGUGUAUUGUGUGAUAAACGUGGUGAUCCACGUACUGUGAUGGCUCAUAUUACCAGUUACAAUCAUCGAAUAACAUAUUUGAAUAGACAUUUUCCAACAAUAUCGCGAGCAAUUACUGAAUUACCGCGUACUCCUAAUUACAAACGUGGAGCCAAUGAAAUAUCAGUGUUAGCAGCAAAAAAAAUAGAAGAACGAUUCGGAAGACUACAACCUCAAUUAGUAGACAAGAAUCAAUUUGAAAAAAAUAAAAUGCAAUAUAUAAAAAGGAUAUUUCAAGACUAUCAUUUUAGGGAAACACCUGAGUUAACAUUAAUGGAAGUUUACGAUGUGAGAUGGGUGACAAACUUUGAAGAAAAGAUGGCUGAAAUUGCUGGUAAUAAUAGUAAUAAGAAAGAUUCUCAAUCAUCCGAAGAGAAAACAGAUGGCAAAUUUAAAAAGGAAGAAAAGAAGCAAGAAAGAUUAUCACCGAAGAAAACAGAAUCUAAACAAGAUGUUACAAAGUCGGUCUUCAAGAUACGAAUUCUUACCAAGGAUAAAUUAAAUUUACGUAAACCCAGUGAAAAAAGUACGGAUAGUUUAAAAAAAUCACCUAAACGUCCAUCCGAUGAAACAAAGUCACUCUCAUCUUUAUCAAGUAUAUCAAGCAGUCCAUCGCCAUCUCGUUCAAGGUCACGUUCUCCUGUUCGUGGUAGAAGAAGUAGUGUAUCGGAUAAGAGUAGCAAGUAUCGUACAAGAUCGCGAUACUCUCGUGAUCGUUCGCGUUCAAGAUCACGCUCACGUUCCCGAUCACGAUCACGUUCGUUGGAACCACUUCGGGAACGGGAUAAGUGGGAUAAGUAUCGAGAACAGAUAAGACGAGCCGAGGAAACACUCGAUCGUGCGUUAAAGUUUCACGAAAAGAAUCCUGAGAAACAUCCUUCGUAUCCAGACGAGUGGAAAAAAUUUUGGAAUAGACGAUACAAAGAAUUACAAGCCGAUGGUAAGGACCCAAGUAAGCAUGACUUCAAACCAGAAUGGAUUGAAUUUUGGAACAAACGAAUGCGCGAAAUUCACAAUGAACAGUUACAACAAAGAAAAGAAGAAAUAAGAAAACGAUUGGAAUUAUCGGAAGAAAAACCUCCUGAGAAAUGGAUUCCACCGUCAAGUAGACGCGAUAGAUCACCACCUCCUUCAAAACGUAGCAGACAUCGUAUUGAUAGUGACGAUGAGGUCGAAUACGUAGGUACAAAAACGAUUAAAACAGAUUAUUACGAUCGUCACGAUCCACGAGAAAGGGAAUACGUUUAUUCUUCCUACUCGCGAGGAAAAAGUAAUAUGUAUCGUAGUUAUUAUUCUCGAAUUGUACCACGUACUAGACCUAUCCAUUAUGCGACACCCUAUCCUGUAAAAGAUAAAUCACCAAGUCCACCGCCAAAGGAAGAAGUACUGAGCGAAGAUUUAGAAGUGGUAGGAUUAUUAAGACUUCUGACAGCUCUCGAGGGUCAGUUAGGCUCUUUAGGUCCUAAAAUAGUGUCACUUUUAUCGCGAGCAUUAGCUGCCGAGAAAGCUAAGCCCAAUUCCGCUGAAGAAUUGCUUUACGACGAAGAAGUUAACGUAUUGUUCGAAACAGUCAAAGAGAAAUUAAAGGGGCAGCUUUUCGCUGGCAUGAUUGAAAAAAUGGCUAUCGCUCCGACGAAAACAGCAAUACAAAAUAUAGCGCAAUUAUUACACAAAGCAACCGAAAGUAAGAAAAAAAUGGACGAGGAGAAAAAGAAAAAACACGAACUUUUGGAAGCAAGUAGAACUAGCAAUUUUGUAAGUGGAAGAACUGUAUAUCCUAGACCCGUAGAGAUGAUUACACCACCAAUUCAUUCCGAACCAGUCACUGUUCCUGGCGUAGGUACUGUAGACAAAGUUGCAAUAGCUCAACAAAUAGCUGCUGCUCUUGUUGCACAAGGUAGAUCGAAUGUGUCUCAGGAAGAAUUAGAAACAUUAAUUAAUGCAGUAGUUGGUAUGGCUGAAGCAUCAAAACACUCAGACAAGCCUGUUACUACAGCUGACUUUGUGAAAGGCUUGGCUAGUGGUGGUACUGGUGUAACUGGUAGUAUUACAAGUGGUGUUACAACUGGUAUUACAAGCACUUUUCAAAGUAGUAUAUCAACAUCCGCGUCUACUUUAAUAACUCCGACGUUAACCGAUACCGUAGAUCAAGUUUCAAGAAUGGAGAAUUUAUCGGAUACUGAUUUAAAGACAUUAUUACAAAAUUUUAAAGAUCUGAGUACGCAUGAACAACACGGUCUUAUAAAUUUUCUUAAAAAAUUAGAAGCUACUGACUUACCUAGGGUAGAAAAAUUAAGAGCAUUCGUUAAUUUAAGCGUCGUAAUACCUUCUAGUUUACCAUUAACAAAAAAAUCACCUACACCUGAACUAAUCGAAAUGUCGACGAGUAAGACUAACAGAAAAGCUUCGCCGUUUUCAAUGCGUAAGGGAAAUCAAAAUCCGUCUGAGGAAGAAAACAAAUGGAUACCUAAACUAGAUAUGUUUGCUAACGACGACGAGGAAGAACAACAGCAACAAAAGAAGGAAGAAGAUAAGUCGAAAGUGAAAUUGGAGUUAUCAGACGACGACGACGAUUAUACUUUCGAGGACAUUUACAAAGCAGCUGAUAAAAAUGUAAACGAAAGUGAGAAAGGAAAAAAAAAGACACGUGCUUUUUCAAAAUCUAUUUCAAAUUCACCGCGCUCCUGGUCUCGAUCACGUUCACCUUCACGUUCACGAUCACCAGCAACGAGGACUUCGGACGUCGCGAAAUCUAACGAUCCCAAUGCGAUCCUAAAUGAAACUAAACGUUUAAUAGCUAAUAUUAUGGGCGACCUUCCAAACAAAUACGUACCAAAAUCACAUAUAAAUUUUGCUAAUGAAAAUUCGGAACAACGAUCCUCUGCUUCAAAGAUGAUAGAUCAUAGUUCAUCCUCGAUAGCUCCGAUGCAACAAAACUUUUAUAAUCAAAAUUAUGAUCCACCAACUAAUCAGCCACCACGACCGCAAGCUCCACCAUUAACUUAUCCGAAUGUUCCUAAUCAACAAUUCUCAAAUUAUCCACCUCAACCGCAAGUUUUUGGUACUAAUCAGAAUUACAUAGACAAUGGUUAUAAUUAUCAAGGAUAUGGCAAUAUAAACAAUCAAAAUCAAUAUGGUUCACCGUCAACUGUACCACAAAACCAGUAUUCUCCACAGCAAGCAUAUGGUGCUUCCACAGGAUAUGGUGGUCCUCCGGGUGGUCAUCCAUCCGGAUAUCCUCAACAACAAUCACCUCAACAACCGCAACAAGCUCCAUAUGGAGCGUACCCACAACAGCAACGUUUUUAUUAAACGUUUCAUUCUAUAGAUAAUACUAACAGCGCGUUUGUCGAUAAGAGAAGACCAACGACUAAUAACAAAUUUUAUACAAAUCUUAUUGAUAAUCGAUCCAAACAAUGUCUUUCUAUUUCUAGUUGUUUUUAAAAAAAUUUCUUUCAACCAACUCAAAAUGGAAUUAUAUUAAUAAUUGUUUCGUGAUAAAAAUAUCCGAUUCUUAUGUUAAUUGUAAAAAAGGAAAUAUUACUAUCCGUAUAUAUUUACGUUAUAAAAUAUACGGCAA
Molecule: messenger RNA, 4393 nt
Organism: Polistes canadensis
Lineage: Eukaryota; Metazoa; Arthropoda; Insecta; Hymenoptera; Vespidae
Exons: 6
Coding region: 241-4125 (1294 amino acids)
Source: RefSeq, a predicted model, not a curated record